AUGGCCGGCCUGGGGCGGCCGGGCCCGGGGCCCCGCGCCGGGCUGCCCGCCUGGAAGCGGGAGAUCCUGGAGCGGAAGCGGGCCAAGCUGGCGGCCCUGAGCGGGGGCUCGGGGGCGGACGCGGCGGGGCCCGCGGAGCCGGCGGACGAGCGGCUGGUGCUGGCCGAUAGCCUGGGCCCGCUGCGGGAGAACCCGUUCAUGCGGCUCGAGUCGGAGCGGCGGCGCGGGGCGCGGCGCGGCGGGGGCGCGGGCACGGUGGGGGCGCGGCCGGUGCAGCAGCUCCUGGAGCUGUACCGCCGCGUGCCGGGGGUGCGCACCAUCCGCGCCGACAACAUCCUCAUCAUCGAGUCGGCGCCCGGCUUCCCUCCCGCCGCUGCGGAUCUCGCCGCUGGCUCGGCUGCUCGCAUCCGCGCCGCCGAGGUGCUCGUAUACGAGGCGCAGCCGCCUCCCGGCCGCGUCAGCCGUCUGCUCCAGAAGUUCGACCCGCCGGCCGCACCGGGCCGUCGCGGGAGCCCGGAGCGCAGUCGCCCCCAGCCGCCGCCGCCGCCGCCGCCGCCCAGCCCCGGUCCAGCCGCCCCGCGCGUGGGCGAGCGCGUCGCCUGCUUUGAGCCCGAGCGCCGCGGCGCAAGCCCAGGGGCCCGGCGCAGCGACUUCCUGCAGAAGACCAGCAGCAACUCUUUCACCGUCCACCCUCGGGGCCUGCACCGCGGUGCGGGCGCUCGCCCGCUCCCCAACGGGCCCGCGGUCCCGGAGUCCCGGGCCGGCGCUGCCAACGGCAUCGCGGGCUCCGCGCUUGGGCCGGGCGAAUACAAGCCAAAGGUGGAAUCGGGGGAGCCCCCCCGCCACCCGCCCCCCAGUCCCGGGACCCCCAGUGCCACUCCAGCCGCGCCCAUGCCCAGUCCUACCAGUGCCACUCCCAGCCAGCGCCACUGGGUCUCCUCGGCCACCAGCGCCAACGACUCCUUUGAGAUACGGCCGGCCUCCAAGCCAGAUAUGGACACGAUUCCCGCCGGGGACCUGCAGGCCCGGGCUCUGGCCAGUCUCCGAGUGAAUUCCCGCAACUCUUUCGUGUUCGUCCCCAAGCGCAAGGCCUCUGGGGCCCCUCCUCCCCAAGGGAGGCAGUCCGUGAGGCUGCCAGAGGGAGAGGUUGCCUGGGCUUCCCAGCACUCGCAGCGUGGAGCCCAGCUGGUGCCUGUCUGCGGGAGGAGCCCCUUGGGGGCUCAGGAGGGGGCCUGCCCCAGGCCAGCCACUGCCCUAGUGGACCGGGCUGUUAGGUGGCAGAGGCCAUCCUCACCACCCCCGUCCCUGCCGGCUGCCGCCGAAGCCGAGCCUUCCCAGGGCUUUGGGGUUCCCUGCUUGGCCAAGAAUGGCGGGGAGCCUGGAAGGCCAGGACUGCCCGUCACCUUCAUCGACGAAGUGGACUCGGAGGAUGAGGUCCCCCAAGAAGCCAAACUGCCCUGCUCAGGGGCCAGUGCGCCUCCCCACUACCACACAUCAGAGCUCUCGCACCGAGGUGGCAACACCUUCACGGUGGUGCCCAAGAGGAAGCCAGGGGUCCUGCAGGCCAAUGGAGAGCCCGGGCCAAAGGAGGCCGAGGAAGUGGAGGCGGACGGCCUCUCAGAUGCCCCUGCUGUCCUAGGGGCCUCACUGAAGAAGCGCUACCCUACAGUGCAUGAGAUCGAGGUGAUUGGCGGCUACCUGGCCUUGCAGAAGUCCUGCCUCACCAAGGCUGGCUCCUCAAGAAAGAAGAUGAAGAUCUCCUUCAACGACAAGAGCCUGCACACCACGUUCGAGUACCCUUCCGAGAGCUCUCUGGCACAGGAGGCGGAGGCGGAGACCGAGGUGGAGGGAGAAGAGGAGGAGGGCGAGGAGGAGGUGGAGGAGGGAGGGUCCGGCUUAAAUGGGGCGGUGGAGAAGCCCUUUGCUCUCUUCCUGCCCCGAGCCACCUUUGUGAACAGCGUGGCGCCCGAGAGCCCUCGCCUGCCAGACGGUAGCUCAGGCCUGUCCAGCUACACUCCAAAGCACUCCAUGGCCUUCAGCAAGUGGCAGGAGCAGACUAUGGCACAGGCCCCCAGCGAGGUGGAGCACUCCCAGAAGGAGGUCAUGCUUACCCCUGCCAGUCACAACGACCUUUCGGACUUCCGCAGCGAGCCAGCCCUGUAUUUCUGACUCCAGUCCCACCAGGAUGGCCAAGCUCCACCCUCACUCUGCACAAUUCUUCUGCCCCGCCAGUUUCUGCCCCCCCAUAACACCUCCCCUCCCCCACCUUCCUGGAGCCUCAGAACCAUGCUGCUGGUACUUAAGGCCUGAGCCUGGGGCACCAGGGGCCACUCCUUCCUUUGGGGCCCUGCUCUCCAGCCAUGGUUUGGGGCAGGGUCCUGCUGGCAGCUACACCCAGUGACCAUUGGGUGUGUCCAGGGUGAAGGACCCGUGGCUGAGCUCAGCCUGUCUCCUGUGUGACGAGUGGAAGUCUAUUCUUACCUCUGAUGACGGACUUAAUAAACAGCGCUGGAUGA
Molecule: messenger RNA, 2516 nt
Organism: Molossus molossus (Pallas's mastiff bat)
Lineage: Eukaryota; Metazoa; Chordata; Mammalia; Chiroptera; Molossidae
Gene: TPRN
Product: taperin
Exons: 4
Coding region: 1-2169 (722 amino acids)
Biological process (GO): sensory perception of sound; stereocilium maintenance; auditory receptor cell stereocilium organization
Cellular component (GO): stereocilium base
Molecular function (GO): phosphatase binding
Source: RefSeq, a predicted model, not a curated record